AUGCCGUUUGGAUUGAAGAACGCUGGGGCCACGUAUCAGCGAAUGAUGACGAGAAUGUUUCGAGAAAAAAUUGGAUGCAUGGUUGAAGUAUACAUUGACGACAUGGUGGUAAAAAAGCAGAAAAGAGUCACAACAUACGGAAGACCUCCGGGGAGUAUUCGAGAUACUACGGCGGAUAAAUUGCGCCUGAAUGCCGAGAAGUGCACUUUCGGUGUGGGGGCUGGCAAGUUCUUGGGUUAUCUGAUCUCUACUCGGGGAAUAGAGGAAAACCCCGACCAAAUAGAGGCCGUGAACUGUCUCAGACCACCAAGCAAUCCCAAGGAAGUGCAAGUGCUUACCGGGAUGUUAGCCGCCCUAAACCGAUUCAUCUCCAAAUUCGCCGAUCAUUGCCGGCCAUUUUAUCAACUUCUGAAGAAGUGGAAGGGGUUUCAUUGGGACGAGGGAUGUGAUGAGGCUUUUCGAGAGCUGAAGGAAUACUUGGCAAAGUCGCCAAGGUUGACAGCCCCGGAGCCCGGGGAGGAUUUGUUUAUGUACCUCUCAGUCACCGACCAUGUCAUAAGUGCUGUGUUACUAAGGGAUCAAGGAGUACAGAUGCCAGUGUAUUACAUAAGCAAAACCUUGGUAGAUGCCGAGACAAGAUUGGGAUUUAAAGCUUCAAACAACGAAGCCGAGUAUGAGGCCCUACUGGUCGGAAGCUUUGAAGCUCGAGACUCUCGAAUGAAAGCUUAUCUAAGUGCAGCCAAGCAGAUUAUCGGUCAAUUCGGAACGGUAAAGGUGUCCCAGGUAGGUCGGUCACAAAUCAAACACGUCGACUCACUAGCCACGUUAGCUUCAUCGGCUACUGAGGAUACGCCACGGCUAGUCACAAUAGAGCUUAUAAGGGAGCCAAGUAUCAAUGUGAAGAGUAUUCAAGACCAAGCCAGAGUGGAGGUUGCAAAGGUAGCGGUGGCCAAUUCGUGCUGGAUGAACCCGAUCAUAGAUUUCCUUGCCGAGGAUAAAGUUCCGAAUGAUGAAGACGAGGCCAAAAAGAUUCGUCGGGUAGCUCCCUGGUACUGGUUGUCUUCGGAUCACAAACUGUAUCGAAGGUCUUUCGCAGGCCCUUACAUUUUGUGCUUACAUCCCGAGAAAGUAAGCGAGCUUCUAACCGAGCUACAUGAGGGAGUGUGUGGCGGCCAUGUUGGGGGACGAUCUUUAGUGCAUAGAGCGAUGACCCAGGGGUUUUGGUGGCCAAUGAUGCAGAAGGAUGCCGCCGAAUAUGUCCGGAGCAAAGCUUUUCAGGCCUUCUGCAACGUUCUCGACAUCAGGAACAAGUAUUUAACCGCUGCUUAUCCCCAAAGCAACGGCCAAGCUAAGGCAGUGAACAAGACGAUUUUGAACGGGCUCAAGAGGAGGUUGGACGAGGCAAAAGGAAGAUGGGCUGAAGAGCUACCCAAUGUAUUAUGGGCUUACCGUACGACCUUCAGAAGAUCCACGGGCGAGACCCCUUUCUCUUUGACACACGGCGCGGAGGCUGUGAUACCAACCGAGGUGAGCUUAUGCAGUGCACGGGUCGUGGGGUUUGACCCCACCCAGAACGCCGACCUGAUGAUGGAGCGUUUGGACUGGCUAGAAGAAUGCAGGGAGGUUGCAAUCAUAUGA
Quercus lobata is the source of this 1638-nucleotide messenger RNA. RefSeq lists its product as uncharacterized. NCBI's taxonomy places the organism in Eukaryota, Viridiplantae, Streptophyta, Magnoliopsida, Fagales, Fagaceae. Gene Ontology annotation, molecular function: nucleic acid binding. The coding region runs from base 1 to 1638 and encodes 545 amino acids. The transcript is spliced from 4 exons. Gene Ontology annotation, biological process: DNA integration. The record is from RefSeq and is a predicted model, not a curated record.